Aphidius gifuensis is the source of this 2198-nucleotide messenger RNA. It is a transcript of the gene Vps45, whose product is annotated as vacuolar protein sorting-associated protein 45. Bases 310 to 1998 code for a protein of 562 amino acids. The transcript has 5 exons. The record is from RefSeq and is a predicted model, not a curated record. Gene Ontology annotation, cellular component: Golgi membrane. Lineage: Eukaryota; Metazoa; Arthropoda; Insecta; Hymenoptera; Braconidae. Gene Ontology annotation, biological process: intracellular protein transport; vesicle-mediated transport.
UAUCGACGUGUUUUUUUAUAUUUUUUUUUGUUGUUGAUUAAAUUAUUAUUAUAAUUAUAUAUACAAAAUGUCUGUAUGACAGACUUGAUUUUUAUAACAAAUUUUAGAUUAUUUAAUUUUUUAGUAAUAGUGCAAUAUACCUAUCAAUAAUUCAGUAUUAAAAAUAAUUUUUGUAUUUUAUUAUUGAUGACAAUUACUCAAUGUUUUUUUGAUUCUGUUGAUAUUUUUUAUCACUGACAGCAACUGUCAGUUGUCGGUCUUUAUAAACACUUGCUUUUAUUUGAUAAAAUUAUAAUUUUAAUAUUAAAAAUGAAUGUCAUUAGUGCAUUAAAACUUUAUGUUUCAAGAAUGACAGAAGAGAGUGGUCCAGGUAUGAAAGUACUUUUGAUGGAUAAACAAACGACAAGUAUUGUCAGUAUGGUUUUUAGUCACUCUGAAAUAUUAAUGAAGGAAGUUUAUUUAUUUGAAAGAAUUGAUGCAUCAUCAAGAAAUGAAGCACUUAGACAUUUAAAAUGCAUUGUUUUCAUAAGACCAACCAAAGAUAAUGUUGCAUUACUUUGUAAUGAAUUAAGAAAUCCAAAAUUUGGAAUUUAUUAUAUUUAUUUUAGUAAUAUCAUUGCUAAAGCAGAUAUUAAACUACUUGCUGACAAUGAUGAGCAAGAAGUUGUACGUGAAGUUCAUGAAUUUUAUGCUGAUUAUUUAGCAAUAAAUCCACAUCUAUUUUCAUUUGGAAUUGAUGCUUGUUCACAAGGUCUUUCAUGGAAUCCUGAACAUCUUCAUCGUAGUUGUGAAGGCAUAAUAUCUGUUUUAUUAUCAUUAAAAAAAUGUCCUUAUAUACGUUAUUCAAAUACCUCAAAAAUGGCUAAAAGAUUCGCUGAAAAAAUACGUGAAGUAUUAACAAAAGAAUCAAAUUCAUUUAAAUUUCGUCAAGAAACAGAUCCAAUAUUACUUAUUAUUGAUAGAAAAGAUGAUCCAGUAACUCCAUUACUUAAUCAAUGGACAUAUCAAGCAAUGGUACAUGAAUUAUUAACAAUUAAUAAUAAUCGUGUUAAUUUAUCACACAUUGAUGGUAUAUCAAAAGAGCUAAAAGAAGUUGUAUUAAGUGCUGAACAUGAUGAAUUUUAUGCUGAUAAUUUAUAUUUAAAUUUUGGUGAAAUUGGACAAACAAUUAAAAAUUUAAUGGAUGAAUUUCAAAAAAAAGCACAAAAAAAUCAAAAAGUUGAAAGUAUUGCUGAUAUGAAAAAUUUUGUUGAAGCAUAUCCGUUAUUUAAAAAAAUGUCUGGUACUGUAUCAAAACAUGUUACAGUUGUUGGUGAAUUAUCAAAUUUAGUUGGUAAAUAUAAUUUAUUAGAAAUAUCAGAAACAGAACAAGAAUUAUCAUGUCAAAAUGAACAUUCAAAUCAAAUUCAAAAAAUUAAAAAAUUAUUAAAUAAUACAAAUGUACGUGAUAUUGAUGCAACAAGAUUAGUUAUGUUGUAUGCAUUACAUUAUGAAAAACAUACAAAUAAUGAAAUUGAUAAUCUUGUUGAUAUGUUGAAGAAACGUAAUGUACCAGAUAAAUAUACUAAAUUAGUUUAUAAUAUAUUACAAUACAGUGGAAUUAAUACAAGACAGAGUAAUUUAUUUGAUCGUGAAGCUGUUGCUAAAAUAACUAAAAAAUUAUUUAAAGGAUUGAGUGGUGUUGAUAAUAUUUAUACUCAACAUAAUCCACUUUUAACUGAAAUCUUGGAUGAUCUUAUACGUGGUAAAUUAAAUCCACAAAGCUAUCCUUAUCUUGGAAAUAUGGUCAUGAAAACAAGAAUUCAAGAUGUCAUUGUAUUUAUUAUUGGGGGUGCAACGUAUGAAGAAAGUUUAGCUGUUUAUAAUAUAAAUAAACAAAAUCCAAAUAUUAAAGUUAUUCUUGGUGGUACAACAAUUCAUAAUUUUCAAAGUUUUUCAAAUGAAAUUGUAUCAGCGACAAAUGGAACAACACCAAGAUAUAAACCAAGAAGUCAUUAAUGAGAAAAAUUAAAUUAUAUAAUUAUUUAUUCCAAAUAAUUUAUACAAAAAAUUUAUAUAAAAAACCGAAAAAAUCGAUUAUUUAAUAUUUUUUUUUUUUUAAAUAAUUAUUUAUUUUCCUUGUGCAAUUGAUUAAAAAAAAUUGGCACGUGUAUAAUUACAUAAAUAAUGAUGAACAAAUAUAAAAAUAUUUAGGCCAA